AUGCCUUUGACUCCAGAGGAAAUUAAGAAUGUUGUCGUCCAAAUGGGGGGGGGGGGGGGGGAGGAUCCUGGUCCUGAUGGUUUUACAGGCCUCUUUUAUCAAAAGCAUUGGGAUAUUUUGGGGGAAGCUGUUGUUGAUAUGACUCAAACCUGCUUUAGAACUGGUAACAUUACCAAGGUUUUUGAUCAUACCAACAUAACUCUCAUCCCAAAAGUCCCUCUUGCUGAAUUGGUAACCCAGUGUAGGCCUAUUGGCCUAUGUAAUUUUAUUUAUAAAAUUCUUUCAAAAACUCUAGCUAAUAGACUGAAACCUUUUAUGAACAAUAUUAUUUCCCAAAACCAAAGUGCUUUUAUCCCUAAGAGGAGUAUCUCUGAUAACAUUUUGCUUUCUAAUGAGGCCAUAUAUGCUGUCAAUCAUAAUGAUAAAGUUGAGGGCAUAACUGACAUCAAACUUGACAUGUCUAAGGCCUAUGAUAAGCUUGAGUGGGUUUUUCUUGAGAAAGUCUUAACUAAAAUGGGUCUGUCUAAUCAUUGGGUUAAACUGAUAAACCAGUGUGUCUUCACUGUGUUUUAUUCUGUCCUUCUUAAUGGUAGCCCUACAGGUUUCUUUCAACCUGAAAGACGUCUAAGACAGGGAGACCCUCUAUCUCCCUAUCUUUACAUCAUUUAUUCUGAAGCCCUAUCUUCUUACAUUGAUAGCCUCCAAAAAAAGGACUAUCUUCAAAAAUAUAGUCUUGCUUCUGGGCAAGAAAUCAAUUUUGAAAAAUCUGGUAUUUUGUUUAGUAGGAAGAUUCCUGAACAUAGGAAAGCCAUCUUGGCUAAUAUUUUAGAUAUCCAAAGCAGGGAUUUAGGAGAAAAAUAUCUUGGAACACCUACUGUUUUCCAAGCUUCUAAAAUCCAGACACAUAUGGGUAUUCUCCAAGCCAUUGAUGUCAGGAUCUCUAUCUGGCUUCACAAGCUCUUAUCCCAAGCUGCUAGGACUACUCUGAUCAAGCACAUUGGUCAAGCUAUCCCUCUUUUUCAAAUGGGAGACUUUCUUAUCCCUAAACACCUUUGUAGACAGAUGGACUCUCACCUCUGUAAAUUCUGGAAGGCUGAGUUAAACAACCUAGAAAUGCUUGCUAGGAAUGCCUGGAGAAUCCUGGAAAAUCCUAACUGUCUUCUGGCCACUGUUCUUAAGGUCAAAUAUUUUCCCGAAACUGAUUUUUUGAAUGCUAAGUGUACUGCUAAAUGUUCUUGGACUUGGAAGUGCCUGCAUACUAUUAAGGAGCUUAUAAAACCUUUUAUUUCUUGGAUUGUUGGGGAUGGUCAAUUUAUUGACCCAUGGUGUGAUAAAUGGAUUCCCUCUCAGGGUUCUGCCACACCCAACCCUCUUGUUCCUCCUGAUCCUAGUAUUAAAGUUGCUUAUUUCAUUGAUUCCCAAUCCAGAAGUUGGGAUGUAGGCCUUAGGCCAUCCCCUUGUAAAAAUCUUUGGAAGUGCAUUUGGAAAGUUAAAGUUCCUUACAGAAUUCAGGUCUUUUUAUGGAGAGCAGCUAGAAAUGUUUUGCCCUCCGGAACCAUUCUCCAUACUAGAAUGCCUAUGCAUAGUGUGGAUUGUCCUAGGUGUUCUGAUCCUCAGGAAACUAUUAUGCAUGCUUUGUCUCUCUGGACCAGUAGAAACAAUCUCAUUUUGCAAGGCAUUAGAGAAAACUACACUGCUGUCUUAGCUAGAGCUAUGCUCCUCACUAGGAAUUCUAAAAAUCAUAGUUUGACUACUCCCUCCACCGUACAUGUCAGUAUUAGUGAUAAAUGGAUGCCUCCUUCUUUUGGUUGGAUUGAAUGCAAUAUUGAUGGUGCCUUUGAUGAUAUCUCUGGAGCUAAUGGUGCAGGGUUUGUGAUGCGUGAUUUCUCAAGAAAAGCAACCUUUUGUGCCUCCUUAGUCUUUGAUGUUCACUCUGCUGAAGAAGCUGAAGCAAGGGCCAUCGGGGCAGUUCUGAAGAAAGUUGUGGAACAACAUCUCUCUCACAUCAUUGUUGAAAGUGAUGCAAAAGCUCUCAUCGAUCAAUUUUCAGCUGGGAAUUUCGAUGGAGACUCUAGGAUGGAUGCUAUCUUUAAAGACAUUUUCUUUUUUUCUUCCAAAUUAUUUGCUUGUAUCUUUAGUUUUCAGCCUAGAAGUUGUAAUUCUGUAACUCAUGAGCUUGCUCAAUGGGAAAAACAAAACAAUUCCUCCAUGUACUGGUCUAAACCCCCUGUUUGGAUCCUUCCAAUAGUUGAGGAGGACCAUUAG
Molecule: messenger RNA, 2265 nt
Organism: Papaver somniferum (opium poppy)
Lineage: Eukaryota; Viridiplantae; Streptophyta; Magnoliopsida; Ranunculales; Papaveraceae
Exons: 5
Coding region: 1-2265 (754 amino acids)
Molecular function (GO): nucleic acid binding; RNA-DNA hybrid ribonuclease activity
Source: RefSeq, a predicted model, not a curated record